AUGACGAUAGACCCCAUUCCACCCCCCGGCGCCGACGACAUCGCCAUCGUCCGAGCAACAGUCGACAACGUCCCAGCGGUGCUUCGCCUCCUAGACAGCGCUGUCCACUGGCUCGCAUCAAAUGAUCGAGUCGGACAAUGGGGCACAGUGCCCUUCUCCGAGAAACCGAAACAAGUCGAGCGACUGAAAGAGUUCGCGACGACAGGCUUGGGCGUUUGGCUCGCUGUAAAGAUGUUCCAUACCCCAGAUUCAGAUCAACCACCGGAAACACUCUACAAGAGUGAUGAUGGAACAAUCCAGGGGGUUGUUGUUGGGGCGCUUGCUGUGGGUGAUAUGAUGCCGUAUGUCACGCCCGUGUCAGAGCCCGAACUUUACGUGCGGUUGUUGGUGACGGAUCGGAAACGGGCGGGGAAUGGAAUUGGAGGGCGUCUUCUUCACCAUGCUCGGGUUUUGGCGAAGCAGGCUGGGGUCUCGUUGUUGAGGGUGGAUUGUUAUGCUGGCGGGGAUGGGAAGCUGGUUCGGUAUUACGAGUCCCAGGGGUUUGAGCGGUUUGUGAGGUUGGACCUCGAGGGGGGUUGGCCUUGUCAGGUGUUUACGCAGCGGCUAGGAGAGAAGAUAGAGUAA
Messenger RNA from Aspergillus alliaceus, 624 nucleotides. RefSeq lists its product as uncharacterized. Gene Ontology annotation, molecular function: acyltransferase activity, transferring groups other than amino-acyl groups. The transcript is spliced from 2 exons. The record is from RefSeq and is a predicted model, not a curated record. Bases 1 to 624 code for a protein of 207 amino acids. NCBI's taxonomy places the organism in Eukaryota, Fungi, Ascomycota, Eurotiomycetes, Eurotiales, Aspergillaceae.